GUGAUGUCAUUGACACCUCAUCACUUUUUGGACCUCUUUACUUCACUUGGAUCUCUCUCGCCUUACCCAAACGCCAAAAUCUUUAUUCUAAUACAUUCUCUCUCUCUCUCUCUCUCUCUCUCUCUCUCUCACUCUCACUACUUAUAUAUAUACCCCUCACGCCAUCUUUCUUCCUUGCAAAAACUCCUCAAUUCAACUAUUGUGAAUUAGACUAGUGUCCGAAGACCAACAACACAUAAUAAGCACACACACACCCUCUUUGUGGUGUCUCUUCCUUGCUCUUUGACUUCAAAGAACACCAUUUUCGCCUGAAUCUCCUAACUCUUAAGUUGGGUUUUUUUUUUUACCCUUGGGAGGUGUGUCAAACUCACUCAGGUUGUGGGGGCAACACUUUGUAGUGGGAGUUAAACUUGGCAUGCAGUGUGCACCAACUUUGAGAUUUUGCACACUACUAGAAUCAAUCAUAUUAAACAUUUAUUCUGAAGCCUAACUUAAAGUUGGUCUCUGACAUAACAAAGAUGGUUGAGAAUGAUGAUGCCAUCAAGAACCAUCACCACCAAACAUUUGACGUCUCCCUUGACAUGCAUCAACAAGAAGGUUCUAAAUGCUUCGACGACGAUGGUCGCCUCAAACGUAGUGGAACUGUGUGGACUGCAAGUGCACACAUAAUAACUGCAGUGAUUGGGUCUGGUGUUUUGUCUUUGGCUUGGGCUAUAGCUCAGCUUGGAUGGAUUGCUGGUCCUGCUGUUAUGAUUCUCUUCUCUUUGGUGACUUACUACACUUCCACUCUUCUCUCUGCUUGUUAUCGAACUGGUGACCCUGUCACUGGCAAGAGAAACUAUACUUACAUGGAUGCUGUUCAUUCAAACCUUGGUGGCAAUGGCAUUAAGGUCAAGCUCUGUGGGCUAGUUCAGUAUGUUAACCUUGUUGGAGUCGCCAUUGGCUACACUAUAGCGUCUGCAAUAAGUAUGAUGGCAAUAGUAAAGGUUAAUUGUUUCACCAAGAGCGGAGGAAAAGAUCCAUGCCAUAUGAACAGCAAUAUUUACAUGAUUUCAUUUGGUGUUGUGGAAAUUAUUGUAUCUCAAAUUCCAGACUUUGAUCAAUUAUGGUGGCUCUCCAUUGUAGCUGCUGUCAUGUCCUUCACCUAUUCUAUAAUAGGGCUAGGCCUGGGUGUUGCAAAAGUUAUAGAAAACAAAGCAAUUGGAGGAAGCCUAGCCGGGAUAAGUGUUGGUAGUGUGACACAAACUCAAAAAGUUUGGAGGAGCUUCCAAGCUCUUGGUGACAUAGCAUUUGCCUACUCAUACUCAAUGAUCCUUAUUGAAAUUCAGGACACAGUGAAAUCCCCUCCAUCAGAGUCAAAAACAAUGAAGAAGGCAACUUUUAUAAGUGUUGCAGUCACAACCCUUUUCUACAUGCUUUGUGGAGCCUUUGGUUAUGCUGCUUUUGGAGAUUCAAGCCCUGGAAAUCUUUUAACAGGUUUUGGGAACUAUAACCCAUUCCGGCUCCUUGACAUAGCCAAUGCUGCCAUAGUUAUCCACCUUACUGGUGCAUACCAAGUUUACUGUCAACCCGUUUUCUCUUUUGUUGAGAAAAACGCAGCAAAAAGAUUCCCAGAUAGUGAUUUUGUGAACAAGGACAUUGAAGUCUCAAUCCCUGGUUUUCCUUCCUACAAACUCAACCUCUUUAGAUUGGUUUGGAGGACAAUUUUUGUCAUUGUAACCACUUUAAUAUCAAUGCUCCUCCCAUUCUUCAAUGACAUCGUUGGACUUCUUGGUGCUCUUGGAUUUUGGCCCCUUACAGUGUAUAUCCCAGUGGAAAUGUACAUUGUUCAGAAGAGAAUACCAAAGUGGAGCCCAAAAUGGAUCUGCCUCCACAUGCUUAGUAUUGCUUGCCUUAUAAUCACUAUAGCUGCUACAGCUGGCUCUAUUGCUUCCAUUGUUAUUGAUCUUCAGACUUAUAAGCCAUUCAAGACCAGCUAUUGAUUGUAUAUCAUUACACUAUGAUCGCCAUUGUUUGAGAUUUCAGAAGCAAGGAAAGAAAUUUCAAUUCUUGCUCAUAUUCAUAUGAAGCUUAGGAUGGUGACAAUAUUGUUGUUAAUUGCUUA
This is a messenger RNA of Gastrolobium bilobum, 2104 nucleotides long. Its product is annotated as amino acid permease 3-like. Gene Ontology annotation, cellular component: plasma membrane. The coding region runs from base 519 to 1982 and encodes 487 amino acids. The transcript has 6 exons. The record is from RefSeq and is a predicted model, not a curated record. Lineage: Eukaryota; Viridiplantae; Streptophyta; Magnoliopsida; Fabales; Fabaceae.